AUGUCUGCGAUGAACAAGUAUCUAAUACAAUUUGCUCAAUCACACGAAGAAUUUCGUUUACCAGAACUUGAUUCCUUAGCGAAACUAUACAAUGUUUCAUUAAAAUACAAUAUACAAGAUUACAAAAAGGAUUCCCCUUUUUUUAUUGUUGAAGUUGCUUCGGACGAAGCAGCUACUUGCUUGGUUAAGCGUGCUAUUCUAAUAAAAAAUAUUUAUGAAUUAUGGGGGUCAGGUGAAACAUAUGAUCAAGUUCACGCUCAAGUCACAGAUUCGAAUCAGACUUUUAAAUUUAUAGUGAAAGCUUUUGGAUCGACAUGUUCAGCCGAAUACCAGCUACGUGUCAUCAAUUCUUUUUCGUACUUGGGAUUCAAGGGUCCCAUCGACUUGAAGAACCCGCAGGUAUUAUUUUCGGUGAUGGAAGAUUACGGAAUAGAACUCAAUGCACCACUGCCACCGGAUUAUCCUUGUGCAAUUUAUUUUGGCAGAUUUAUUGCAUCCGGAGAUAGAGAUUUAAUACAGACGUAUAAUGUUAAAAAACGAAAUUAUAUUGGGAAUACCACGAUGGAUGCUGAAUUGUCGCUAAUAAUGGCGAAUCAGGCACUUGCAGCUCCUGGUAAACUUGUUUAUGAUCCUUUUGUGGGUACAGGCAGUUUCCUUGUUACAUGCGCGCAAUUUGGUGCUUAUACUUUGGGCUCGGAUAUUGACGGAAGACAGAUUCGCGGACAAGGAAACAAGUCGAUAAAGACAAAUGCACAACAGUAUAAUGUUCACGGCAGAGUAUUGGAUAAUUUGGUCUUUGAUAUUUGCCAUCAUCCAUGGCGCGAGAAUUUAUGGUUUGAUGCUAUCAUUACUGAUCCUCCAUAUGGUGUACGAGCAGGAGCAAAAACUCUUGGUCGUAGACAUGAAAAGAAAUCGACAAAGCCAAAAACGACAAACGAGUUACCAGCUCAUGAACGCGGGAAUUACUACCCGCCUACAAAACCUUACGAAAUGUCCGAAGUUCUUGUAGAUCUUUUAGAAUUUGCCGCGCGAUUCUUGGUAGUUGGUGGACGGCUUGUGUACUGGCUACCGACCGUUGUCGAAGAAUAUACGAAUGAAGACAUUCCAAAGCACCCUUCCAUGAGAUUGAUAUCCAACAGCGAACAAACCUUUGGCGUCUGGAGUCGUCGAUUAAUCACAAUGGAAAAAUACAGAGAAAAUGUGACGGGUAUUUAUCAUGCAACAGUCAACAAAGACUACAAAGGAUUAGAAAGCAUUUAUCAGACAGGCGCUGGUAUCGGCGUUGGUGAAACUCGAAAUUCGAAUGGCUCUAAAUUGAUUAACACUAAUAACAAUGGUGAUUAUAUUGAUCAAGAUGAUGAUCAACGAAAACCCGGGCAUUAUCUGUUUAGGCAAAAGUACUUUUCUUCUAAAUCUCAAGAAAAAUCCAAACGGGAAUGA
Ambispora gerdemannii is the source of this 1440-nucleotide messenger RNA. The record is from the annotation of a GenBank genome assembly. NCBI's taxonomy places the organism in Eukaryota, Fungi, Glomeromycota, Glomeromycetes, Archaeosporales, Ambisporaceae.